Messenger RNA from Trichobilharzia szidati, 1403 nucleotides. NCBI's taxonomy places the organism in Eukaryota, Metazoa, Platyhelminthes, Trematoda, Strigeidida, Schistosomatidae. The record is from the annotation of a GenBank genome assembly.
GUCUAAUUUAAAUUCCGUUAUCGAUUAGUUCAUGUAGUUGAAAAAAAUAGCAUGGCUAAAUCAAUCAGUUAGCAAGUCAGUCAGCCUUAUUGUGUAUAAUUCAUUGUAUGUAUAUAUGUAUGUUGAUAUAUUUCUAUGUGCAUAUAUUUAGUGUGUGGUUAGCAUCAAAUAACGCGCGCGUAACAUUCGCAUUUCACUAACUUUAAAACAUACCGAAUAUAGCUCAUUGUCAAUUUUGAAAAUAUUUUACAUUAUUAUUAUUUAGGAAAUUUCAUACAGUGAAAUUCAAAUAGAAAAUUAUGUCAUCUAAUAGAAUUUCUGCUUGUCUUCUAAUUUUCAUAUUCUAUAAUAUUAUUGAUAGUGUUCUAUCAUUACAAUGUUAUCGAUGUAAUUCAUUUACGGACAGUCAAUGCUCUAGUGUUACAACUUCCAGUUUACGAGCACAAGUAUGCCCACCACAUUUACAAGCUUCAUGUAAAACAAUCAUUCAGGAUGCACCAUUCGCUUCGUCUGGAGCUAAUAAUUCCAAUAAGCCAGUAACACGUGUCUAUCGUGAUUGUAGUGCAAUCCGAGCUGAAGUGAAUCACUGUAUGGAUAGAGUUGGUACAGAGAAAGUGAAACUACGUUAUUGUAUAUGCGGUGGAGAUUCAUGCAACCACGGUACCUUAUCGAAUACAGCUCAAAUACAAUCUAUCCUAUUGACAACAACAAUUAGCCUAUUGGCUUAUUUAUAUUCAUCAUAGUUGAAUAGCGAAAAACAAAACAAACAAAAAUAGUCAAAUGAUAAGUAGUAAACAAAAAUAUUUGAAAAUAAAUAAAUAAAUAACUGAAGGAGAAGAACCAGAAGAAGAAAAUAAAUACAGAAAUAGAGAACGAUUAUAUCAUCUGUCUUCAGUUUUCUCUCCUUUUCCAGUAGAUUUCGUUAUCCUUACUAUUACUAUUACUAUUAUUAUUACUAACAUUACUAUGAAUAUAGUUAUUGUAAACUAGGUAAAUUAGUUGGUACUCUCUUCCUUUUAAAAAUAAUAAUAAUAAUCAAUAAGUAAACAACUUAAUCAAUCAAUCAAUCAACGAAUCGAUAAGAAAAUAACAUUUUAAUCGAUAUACUACUUACAAAUUCUUGUAAGUACCGCUUCCAUUCCGAUUUCCAGUUUGUUCAAUGUACAAUACAUAUAUACACAUAUAUUAUAUAUUUCUAAAACAAAUUCUUAGUAGCUAUGAAUUAAUUCAUUUUAUGUGAGUAAUAGAAAUUAAAAAAUUUUUUUUCUAAAAUAAAUUUUUAAAUUAUGAUAAAUAAUAAUAUUUUGUUUGAAUGCAUUAUUUGUAUUAUUAUUAUUAUCAUCAUUUUUUAUUAUUGAUUCAUUGAUUCAAGUAAAUUGUGAAUACAUUCACAUUCAGUCUGA